Molecule: messenger RNA, 3287 nt
Organism: Dermacentor albipictus
Lineage: Eukaryota; Metazoa; Arthropoda; Arachnida; Ixodida; Ixodidae
Source: RefSeq, a predicted model, not a curated record
UCAUUGUUAUGGAUCACAGGGCUGUCGGAUGUGCCUGGAGAAGCAAUGGUAAAGUCUUAUUGCCCCAAGUGCAUGGAUGUGUACGGACCCAAGUCAUCUCGGCACCACCACACGGAUGGCGCCUACUUUGGCACAGGCUUCCCUCACAUGCUGUUCAUGGUGCACCCAGAGUACCGCCCCAAGAGGCCCACCAGUCAAUUUGUGCCCCGGUUGUAUGGCUUCAAGAUUCACCCUCUGGCCUACCAACUACAGCAGCAAGUAGCAGCCAACUUUAAAGCGCCGAUUCGAGGCAUGAACUAUGGCAAUGGCAAACGUUGAAGUUUCACUUCACCAACCUCCCUGCAACGCUCACCUCAUGAUGCUUUUGCCACUCCAGCAUCACUUUUCUUUGUCCUCUUCUUGAAGCCCUCUUGUCUACAGUGCUUUGUCAUUGUUCUCCCCAGUUCACUGGAUGUUUGAUUGUCUUGAUACAUCCGUGCACAUGGCCCUUUUGUUUUUUUUAAGACUUGUUAGUUUUAGCAAAGCAUCCUUUGCUUUUCACGACUGGUGAAAGUGAAUUGAAAGCAGUUGUAUGAGUGAUGCUUUGCAAUCUUGACAGCCAUACCUUCAAGGUAUCUCUUUUGUUUAAAACCUCAUCACGUCGAUUGAGAAUCUGAUUGUGCUAUGCUCAUUGGUAUUUUCAAGCUCUCUUGAUUAUCAGCAGCUGGCUCUGUAUGUAACUGCUCAGCUUCAAGUUUACUUCUGGCCUCUUGAUGGUUUAUCACUCGGGUCCUGCAAAACAGCUACUUGUCAGCCACACAGGUCUCAUGUUAAUUGUUGUCUUGCUUUUGCUUUAUUUUUUUUUUCAAAGAGUUCACAAGAAUAAUUUUAGAUUUGUUAUGAGCCCAGCUGCAGAAGUUUACUUUCGUUUAAUUUUUUUAUGUAGGGGGGUGAGUCUUAGACCAAAAGUUUUUAAAAUCUUUAUUCAUCAAGGUAUAGUACUGAAAACUUGUACAUGUAUGUAAUGUGAUAUGCUUAUUUCAAAUAGAAGGUCCAUUUUUGUUUAUCUCCUUUAGGUCAAAGUUUUUACAAGCUUCCUUUAAUGAUCAUCUGCAACGAUUUGCAAGGUACUAUUUCCUGACAUUUUGCUAAACAGCGUACCAGUGGCUUCUGUACGAUUCAAGGAAUGCAAUAAGAGCAUCCUUAUUGCUAUGCCUUACUUAGAACACGAGCUGUGAGGUAUUGAGCUUGAAAUGCGAAAAAGUGUUUUUCUGGUGACUGCCUUUUGACACCUCGCAACUUUUUUUCUAGGUAAGGCAGAGCAAUAAGGUUGGUCUUAUUGCAUUCCUUGAAUCGUAUAGAAGCCAUUGGUACCCUGUAUAGCAAACUUUCAGGAACUGAUAUUUUACAAAUCUUUGCAAAGUUAUUUAAAGGAUGCUUGUAUAAAGUUAGAACCAGAGGAGAUAAGCAAAAAUGGACUGCACAUUCAAAAUAAGCACAUAAACAUCACGUAUAUGUACAAUUUCUCAGCACCGUAUCUCAAGGAAUAAAAUUGUUGUGUUUUUUUCUAAGACCCACUUCCCUCCAUAAUCCUAGUGUAGUUUUUCUAUUGGUGUGCUAGGUCUGUUGUUUUAGCUUAGCUUCUUACAACUGUUACUUUCUUGGGUUCUACAUGCCUUCUGUUAAAUUUUAUGUGCAGAAAUUAGCUCAUCAUAUCUUUCUACAAAGGUUGCGUUCAGUUGGCCAGAAAUGUAUGGAAGAAACAAUAUGCAGUGACUUCUAAUUUUGUCAACGUCUAAUUUUGAGCCAUGAUUAGGGCUCUAGGGCACAUGUGCAUAAGUAUUGUCUUCCAAGCUGAAAGAACAUUUUUGUCCAAAAUACCUAAUGUAUUGAUAUAAGUUGAAUGUGUUUGAAAUUGACGUUUAUGGGAUGUGCUGUAAAGGCCUAGCCAACUUUCAAUACCACUAAUUUUUAUAUCACAGGAAAUGGCUAACCAUGGGAGUUGCGUGUUAAGGGACCUUGUUUCUUUUUUUUUAAUUAUUAUUCUUUGUUAUUACUACUACUACUUCAAACACUUGUAGAUGGUGUUUGAUGUUUCUGAAGAUAGGAUGACAUCUGCCACACUUGACAUAGCUACACGAUGAUGAUUAGGCAUUCACUUGGAGGUUAUGUCUGCUGUACCUCCUAGUGGACGCUGUAGGUACGUUGCCAAUCAUGUCAGCCAGUCGUGCUGUCAGUGUAUCAAAGGACCACGUCAAUACACAACACUCACAACUGUGGGUGCUAAGGUCACUCCAUAGCCGCUUCACCAAAGCGCACAUGGUGCAGCCUGCUGCAUGCUCUGAAAACAGUAAGAAAUACCUAGAAUCCUAAAUUACUGUCCAGGUACUACUGGUCCGGCACAGUGGCCAUGAAUUUUUGAGCGUGAUAGUCUUGGUUCACCAUUUAUUUACAUAGUGUUGGUAAUUUUGCUAGCAGCCAGUAAUAAAAUAAUGCUUGCCGAAGUACUGAAGCGAUGAUGCAGAUACUUGAAUAUAGCCUGAAACAUGUGUUACUGAGGUGCUGUGCCAGUGGUUAUUGCCCAGUUGUAUUGCUCACUCUUGGUGAAUAGGAAGGUCUCACUGUUCUUGAGGAGUGUCAGCUAAGUGCAGUUUUAUGCAAGAAUGGCUUGUUGCAUGUCAUGCUAAGUGUAAAAAGCCUGUGAGAAAGCAGUAGUUUAACUUGCAGAUACACAAUUUUCCUUGAGCCAGCUACGCAAACUUGGGACUUUGUCUUGACAGUUGCAUGUUAUAGGGAUACCAAAAAGUUUACUUGAUUCAGGCUGGUAAAGUAAACGCUGUUUUAUUGAUUUUGUGGGAAAAGGUUGAUUAUUACCUCACUCCCCUUUUUGGAAUUUCACGGCAACACCUGGUACGUUGGUGAGAUAUUGUGCAUCUCAAUAUAUUUGCUGCUCAUGGUGUUAAGGCCAUUUUGGAACUUGCUUCUUUAGAGAAGGAAAUUUCUUUACAUGUUUGCAUCUUUUUUUUACUUGCCAAGCCUGUAGUCAUGGUAAGAGUGGCCAUUUUGCUGCAGCUUGAACCUAACUGUUGCCUAGCUCUUUAGUGUCCCUUUUAUUUACAAAUAUCUCCACCUUUCAUCAUGUUGACUUCAGCUGUCCUUUGAUGAUUGUGUUGUUAAUGUGGCUAAUAGAUGUUGUUAAUUUGGCUAAUAGAGCUACAGCUGAGCCUUGUGUGACUUGCUCUGCACCAGAAUGUCCGAGCGAAAUUUUUUUAAUAAAGUGGAUAAGGUAUGCUGGAAUACUUGAAAAA